Messenger RNA from Candida albicans SC5314, 1947 nucleotides. It is a transcript of the gene OFI1, whose product is annotated as Ofi1p. The record is from RefSeq and is a predicted model, not a curated record. Gene Ontology annotation, molecular function: DNA-binding transcription factor activity; RNA polymerase II cis-regulatory region sequence-specific DNA binding. NCBI's taxonomy places the organism in Eukaryota, Fungi, Ascomycota, Pichiomycetes, Serinales, Debaryomycetaceae. Gene Ontology annotation, biological process: regulation of transcription by RNA polymerase II. Bases 1 to 1947 code for a protein of 648 amino acids. The transcript has a single exon.
AUGAAUCUGAAUUCUAAUGAUGAGCAAAUUCAGAAUGUUAAUGAACCUGUACGUCCAAGAUUACCUUCGAUUCAACAAUUGACCAAUGGGCAUAUAUUUCAUCAAGGUGGAAAUCCUUCUCAUCCCACAGAUAUUAUAAUACCAGCAGUGAAAAGUCCUAUUGGAGGAGCACAACUGUCGGCAAUCCACAUGCCAGAAGUACAGGACUUGCAACAACAGCAAAGACUUCAAAAUGUCAAUGAACAAUUACAGGCUACUCCCUCUGUCAAGCAAAGAUUAGUCAAGAGAUAUUUUUGUAAAAUUUGUGCUCAAGGGUUUACACGGAAACAUAAUAUGGUCAGUCAUGAAUUGAUUCAUUCUUCGUUAAAGCCUCAUAUAUGUCAAGUGUGUAAUUUACGAUUUCGAAGAAUUCAUGAUUUAAAACGACAUGAAAAGUUGCAUACUGGAGAAAAACCUUAUUCGUGCUCCAAAUGUUUAAGAAGUUUUGCUAGGCCUGAUGCUUUGACAAGACAUCAAAAUUCACAAAAUGCAUGUACAGGAUCUGCUUCUGUAACAGCAAAUUCAAGGCUGGACCCACAGACAUUACAAACUUCAUCUAGCAACCAAAGUGAAAUCAUAACAAAUGGAAACACUAGUCCUGGUGGGAUUAAUGAAAAAUCUGUCGAUAGCAAUAUUGCCAAUGGAUCAUCGGUCCAUAUAAACAGUUCCUCAGGCCAUCGUGAAAUAAAUAACCAGCCCAGUCACAGCAAUAGUUUACCUGUUGAAAAUAACGAGCCAAUUUCACCUCAUCAACUUCAACAUCCUCAACAGCAUCCACGGAUUAGACAACUUAGUUUACCCCAAUUGCAAUCAAAAUCUCAGUUCCCAUUUACAAAUACUUAUUAUCAUCCUCCUCAUGUACCGCCACAAGCUCAGUCAUAUUCUCAAAUUAAUAGACAACCGAUGCAAACUCCUCCUAGUGCUGUCCCGCAAGGUGGUAAUACAUCUAUUCAAAAUCAGCCAAAUACCCAACCACUGUCUUUGCAAAAUCAACGGCCACCAGUUGUGUAUCCAACAAACACAUCUUUUUCACCAUCUCAAUUUUCAUCUUCCACGCAUAAUUUACCCUAUUAUUAUCCAUAUCCAGCGUAUAACCAUUAUCCUCCACCACCGCCACCAGCACCAUCCCAAUUGCUUCCUCCUUUUCAAUUUCAACAACAACAACAAUUAGGUCCUCAGUCAUUACCUGUGGUACCUCUUCCUCCGCAUACGGCGCCACCCUCACUUUCCUUAACAGCGAGUACCCAAUUGCAAACAUAUCACCAACACCAGAAUCCAAAUGACCCAUCGAAAAGACCUUUAAGAAAUUCAACUGGUGAUAUAUCGUCAGUCAGUAACUUACCUCAAACAGCUGUUAUCCACGAACUGAAAAGCGUUGCCAGUGAAAGUAAUCCUACCACAACUAAACAACAGUAUCCUCCUUCACAAAAUCAACCAUAUUCUUUUGGUGGUGGUGGUGGUGAUCCUGCUUAUCCUCCACCUCUACCUAUAACCAAUCCACCUCAUCAAUCAGCAAUUAUUACAACAUCUGGACUGUCUUCUACGUUACAUCCGCCAUUGAAUCAACAAAUAUUUUCCUCACAUCCAAGUAAUGAAAAUGUGAACCCACCUCACAACACUUUAUUACAUAGUGGCUCCACCAAUAGACAAAUGGAUACUAUGCCACUACAGGGAUCUGGAGGGAGGCCCGUACAAAUAGCACCAUCACUGGUCCCUCCUGGUCCUCGAUCUGCACCGUCUACAGCAAUAUCUAUUCCACUGCAUAAUGGGCCACAAUAUAUACCUUAUGAAAAUUAUCAAGAACUAUAUAAUUAUACUCAAUCAUUACAACAAAGUAUAAAUUAUUUGAGUGGUAAUUUACAAAAAUUGGAAGAUCGAAAGUCUGGUAGUGAUGAAAAACCAUUGUGA